AUGAUUAUUCUAGUCUCUCAAAAUAGUGAUCGUAGAGUUGCUAUUGUUUCUGAAACUUUUGCGUUAGUUUUCAAGGCAAUAUCAAGAUCCAAGAAAGAUUCCAAUCCUUCAAAUAAUAAACGUUCGUUAUGCGCCAUUGAAUUAUUACCUAAGAAAGAUUUAACAGAUCAAGGAUUCAAAAGAUUAUCAGGACAAGAGAUUCAUGGCUUCAUUGGGCUCAUUGAGAUAGAUGGUUUAGUAUUUAUUGGUACUAUUACUGGUAAAUCGAAGGUUGCUCAGCCAAUACCUCAUGAAACUGUAAACAAAAUACACGGUGUCGAUUUCUUUUGUUUAAAUGACUCUCGUUGGGAUUUCGUUGAAAUAGAUUCUUCUGGAUAUCCUGUUAUAUCUGAGGCAGAAUCAAUGGACCGUCAAGAUUCAGUUCCAAGACAUCCAUGCUAUGAAAUAAGAAAAUUAUUAUCCAAUGGCUCCUUUUAUUACAGUUCCGACUUUGAUUUAACUUCUUCUUUACAAAAUCGUGGGUUCUCUGAGCAUUCUUUAAGCUCAGAUAACUUCGAGCAAGAAUAUAUGUGGAAUUCAUUUUUAAUGCAAGAAGUAAUUACCUAUAGAGAUAGGCUCGAUACUACAGCCAAACAAAUUUUAGAUGAUGAAGGGUUCCUGACAACAGUCAUCAGAGGGUUUGCAGAGACUUUUAUUACGUACGUGAAGAGACUAAAAGUUGGGUUAACUAUUAUUUCAAAACAAAGUUGGAAAAGGGCUGGUACUAGAUUCAAUGCCCGUGGUAUUGAUGAUGAAGCAAAUGUAGCCAAUUUUGUAGAAACAGAACUGAUCAUGUACUCAAACCAAUAUUGCUAUUCCUUUACACAAAUUAGAGGGAGUGUACCUGUGUUUUGGGAACAAGACACCGCUUUAAUAAACCCAAAAGUAUCAAUAACUAGAUCAUUAGAAGCUACACAACCUGUGUUCGAUGAUCAUUUCAUCAGAUUAACAAAUAAAUAUGGUCCUGUCCAUGUAGUUAAUUUAUUAUCAACAAAAGCUUCAGAAAUAGAAUUAUCUCAAAGAUAUAGGAAACAUCUCACAAAAUCGACCAAAGUUAUCCUCGGUAGAGAUACACUUCUGACAGAGUUUGACUUCCACAAAGAGACUGCUCAAGAAGGGUUUUCAGGAUCUAGAAAGUUAUUGCCCUUAAUCAUAGAGUCGUUACUGGCUAAUGGAUAUUUUUCCUAUGAUGUGAAAGAGAAAAGAAUAAUUUCUGAGCAACAGGGUGUGUUUAGGACUAACUGUUUGGACUGUUUAGAUAGAACAAAUUUGGUCCAACAAAUGGUGUCAUUAUGUGCUUUUAAAACAUUUUUAGAAGAUUUUGAAAUGAUAACAGCAAAAUCUUUUAUUGAUGAAGAUGAUUUUGUCAAUAAACACAAUGGACUAUGGGCUGACCACGGUGAUCAAAUCUCACAAAUUUACACAGGUACAAACGCAUUAAAGUCCUCAUUUUCAAGAAAGGGUAAGAUGUCAUUAGCUGGUGCUCUUUCCGAUGCUACUAAGUCCGUUAGCAGAAUGUAUAUUAAUAAUUUUAUGGAUAAGGGUAAGCAGCAAAAUAUCGAUGCAUUAUUAGGAAGGUUACCGCAUCAACAAGCUGUUGAGUUAUACGAUCCAAUUAAUGAAUUUGUCACAUCAGAACUCAAUGGCUUGUCUGAACAAUUCACGUCAUAUUCUACCGCAAAUUUAUUUGUAGGUACAUUUAAUGUGAAUGGUACUUCUAAAAGAGCCGAUUUAUCAAAAUGGCUAUUCCCAAUUGGCGAUAAAUUCAAACCAGAUAUUGUUGUAUUAGGUUUGCAAGAAGUAAUAGAAUUAACUGCUGGAUCCAUUUUAAAUGCUGAUUAUUCAAAGGGAUCAUUCUGGGAACGCAUGGUAAGUGAUUGCUUAAACCAAUUUGGAGAGAAAUACCUAUUAUUAAGAGUAGAGCAGAUGUCAUCUUUAAUAAUAUUGUUUUUUGUGAAGGCAGACAAGGCUAACAAUGUUAAACAAGUGGAAGGUGCAUCUAAGAAAACAGGGUUUGGUGGUAUGACUGGAAAUAAAGGUGCUGUAGCCAUCAGAUUCGAUUAUGGCUCGACAUCUUUUUGUUUUGUAAACGCACAUUUUUCUGCUGGGUCAACCAAUAUUGAUGAACGUCGUAACGAUUUUGAAAGUAUUUUCAAGAAUAUAUCUUUUACUAGGUCCAAAGCCAUUCAACAUCAUGAUUCUAUUUUCUGGUUAGGUGAUCUAAAUUACAGAAUUACGUUAGUGAACGAGGAGGUCAGGCGAGAACUUUCAGCCAAGAGAGAGGGAUAUAUCGAUACUUUACUGAAGUAUGAUCAGCUUACUCAAGAAAUUAACGCUGGUGUCGUAUUCCAAGGUUUCAAAGAACCUACAUUAAAAUUCCGUCCAACGUAUAAAUAUGACAAUGGUACUGAUAACUAUGAUUCAUCUGAAAAGGCUAGAACACCAUCUUGGACGGAUAGAAUUAUUUACAAAGGUGAUAACCUACAUCCAUUAGCAUAUUCCGAUGCUCAUUUAUUAAUUAGUGACCAUCGUCCAGUUUACGCAGCUUACAGAUCUAAAAUAACUUUUAUAGAUGAAGAAGUUAAGCUCAAGCUAACAAAUAAGCUUUACAACGACUAUAAAGCAGCUCAUCCAGAAGAUAUUGGUGGUAGAAACCACAGAUUGGUAGAUCUAGAUUUGGACAAUUCAAGUGCACCGAAAAAGUCAGAAUCAUCAUUACCACAAUUGAAAACGGAUUCACUAUUAGAUUUAGAUAAACCUGCAACUAUAACCCAGUCUCCUAUAUCUCAUACUCCAUCUUUGAAUUCAUUGAAUUCCGUUCCACUACAGCCUGCUUCAAGAAAAGCUUCUUCUGGAGAAAUAGCGAAGCCAGCUAUUCGUGCACCACCACCACCAGCACCUAGGUCAGUCACAUCUACUCCAAUUCAUAAGGCAAUGAGCUCUACAGAUUUAGGCACAUCGUCAUCUUUAGAUAUGAGGACACCUCCACCAAGGAAGUCAACCUCUCCACCACCACCUAUAGUACCAAGUGCCAGAAAAGUUUUGCCUCCAGGUUUUACAGAGGCAAUCCUAACACCUAAAAGUACAAGUAGUUCAUUACCUUUGACCAAAUCUCCUGAUCCAAUAUCUAGGAAAACACCACCUCCACCUCCAAAACAUCAUUCUAGUAUUGUGUCGCCACCGCCUGCAUCUGCAACUAAGAUUGAAAAGGUUAAGAAUGAUGGAAAGGACAAUUCCCAAGAUGCUAAACCUAACACACAAGCAAGUGAAGAACAUCAGAAAAAAGUCCCUCCAUCAGUUCCUAAUAAAAAGCCAGAAUUAGAAGGUUUGACUAUGGACUCAUGGAAGCCUCUAACUCCCAAAUAA
Molecule: messenger RNA, 3405 nt
Organism: Vanderwaltozyma polyspora DSM 70294
Lineage: Eukaryota; Fungi; Ascomycota; Saccharomycetes; Saccharomycetales; Saccharomycetaceae
Exons: 1
Coding region: 1-3405 (1134 amino acids)
Biological process (GO): phosphatidylinositol dephosphorylation
Cellular component (GO): cytoplasm; membrane
Molecular function (GO): phosphatidylinositol-4,5-bisphosphate 5-phosphatase activity; phosphatidylinositol-3,5-bisphosphate 5-phosphatase activity
Source: RefSeq, a predicted model, not a curated record